GAAAGGGGCGUGGAAUAGGCACCAACAUCACAGGCUAAUGCAGCCUCCCACCAUGCCAUUAAUCUCCGUCUGUGGACCGUCUGACCGUCACCCAGGUUGCCUUCAUCCGUCCUGUCACCACGAAGGACUCCGCGCUGGACCGGCUGGAUCUGAUCUGAUCUCUGGGUGUCUCCGGUAGCGGGAUGAAACCGACAUAGUGAUAAAGGAGCAUCCUCCUCCUCCUCCUCCUCCUCGUCUUUUCUCUCCUCCACAAGCGGAGCUCGGCUUUCACGCUCCAACCGGCGGAGAUAUGAGGAAUCCAGUGGCCGAUGCAGCGCUGACAUUCUGGCUGUUUUUAGAGUGUGCAGAAGCCAAGAAGUACUGCUGGUAUUUUGAAGGCGGAUACCCCAUCUACUUCAUAUGUCGUUCCUAUGAGGACUGUUGUGGGACUCGCUGCUGUGUGAGAGCUCUGUCCAUCCAGAGACUAUGGUACUUCUGGGUGCUGCUGAUGAUGGGGGUAUUGUUCUGCUGCGGUGCUGGCUUCUUCAUCCGGAGAAGGAUGUAUCCGUCCCCCCUGAGAGACGAGCCGGCCUUCAACGUCUCCUUCACCAGGCACCCUGUCACCACACCAGUUUCCCAGCAGCCAGGAAGUAUGCAGGGCUUCGGGGUCAAUGGGAUGACAGGCGACCCAGGGGUUAUGACACACCCAGCAUACCCGGCACAACCUGGACCUGCACAUAUGAUGAUGGGCUCCUAUCCUCCACCUCCGUCUUACUGCAACCACCCACCUCCACCCUACGAACAAAUAUUUCAAAACAGUGACAAGAAGUAACGUCUGCAAGGAACUAAGGAGACGGAACUUGACAAGGAAAAAGGGAAGGAAGGAAGGAGGCUGAAUUAUCAGGAGAAAGAUAAAAUAAGAUGAAAGCCUGCCAAUCGUUUGUGGCUUAACUGUUUGUGGACGUAAGACCUGGAAAAAGACCAAAAGAGGCACAAUGAUCAGAAUCUAAAUGCACAGACACACUCUCAUUCACUCACACACACUGCUUCAGCUGCAGUGCUUCAGUUUCUCUUGAUGUUUGUGGAUGUAUGUGUACAGUGACCAUGCCAGCUUUGUUGAACUGAAGAUGAGCGAGGAUGGACCCGUUCAGGUCGAGGUUUUUGGAUUCACCCGUCUACACCACCCUCCCAAUGCAACCAUGAGAGUGCAAAACAGUCAAACUCAUGAUGUGUUAAAAUGCUGGAUACUGUUGGUCUCACUGGACAAAUAGAAAUAUUUUGGUCUGAACAUCAGAAAAACAUAUCAAACACACAAUUCUGAAAAAGACCAUCUGUGUACAUGAUGUUAAAAUCUGAUUUUCUAUCCAGCAUUUUACUGCAAGAUGAGCUAUUUACUAAAUGAUAACUUCUUGAUACAUUUUUUAUGACAGUAUAUGUAGUCCAGUUACGUAAUGAAAUAAUGAGCUACUCCAGCAGUCUCCGGCUCGUUGUCGUGUUAGCUGCAGUGAAGCUUUAGUUCACACAGUCAGACAGAUGGAAAGCUGCUGAUAACAUGCCACUUUGAUGACUGGUGUGUCGCUGCUGUUCAGCUGGCAAAUGGGACAUAAAAAUGACAAGUGUGUAUCCGCUAGAGGAUACCGUGUCAGUGUCACUCUUUUCCUCACGUGUAGAAAGGUACACCACCAGCAGUAGUAUGAAUAGCAACGAAGUACAAUCUUUCCGUAAGCCGAACUUCUAAGUAACUACUUCUAUUGCUUAAACAUCAGCAAGCAGGAGCUUAGUUAUUACCUAUAAUAGUAUUAACAUAGACUCAACAAUGCCCACCAUGAACAAGCAUUUGGCAACAGUGUCAAGGAGAAACUUCCCUUAAGAUGCAGAAACACUGAGCAGAGCAUAGGUCAUUUUUAUUUAUAUUUCAUAUAUAUAAUUGCUGAUUGACAGUAGAAUGAGCAUGUGUUAAAAAAUGCGACGCGUGGAUUAUGUGGCUUUGGUGUGAUACCGGGUUGGGGUGUAUCCUGAUUCUGCCACAUGUUCAUAACUUGACUCGACGGCAGCUGUCUCUGAUGUGAUCAACAUUAUAGUUCUCUGACAGCUAACGCAGCGAUGCUGUCCAGAGCUACUUAUUAGCGCAGUGCAGCUAGCAUAGCAAGUGAAACACUAAAACUAGUGGGAUGCUAUCAGCAAAAUUCCAUCUGGGUGCAGCUGCAUGUACAUAUGCAUAAAUAUUUAGGUCAAAUUUCAAUAAAUCUGAAGGGGCACGUUGCCAUAAACAAAUCUAUAUAGUGGUAUCGAAAACGAUAUGAGGAAGGAGAGAAGUGGUUGACUGUGUUGUGUGGAGCUGCAGCAGUGAUCCAUGUCCCUCAGCUGACAUUCCUGCUGAAUGCUGUUACGUGCCAACAGCCUCGUGCUUGGCUCAGGCCAGCUUUAGGAAACAUUACUUCACAUCAUCUCUCCACGAUGAAAAUCUAGAAGAAAGAAAAUCAGCUGCCUCGGUUUGGCCAUUCACAUUAUCUGAGCUGGUUUUCUCUUUAGGAUUUAUGCAAACAUCUAGAUUCUUCUUUCAAGUUGCUGCGAUAAACAUUUCAGUGCAUCCAAGGUAAAAUAUGGAAUAUAUUUUACCUUGGAUUUCAUUUAAAUGAAUGAAAUGAAAUCCGAGGUAAAAAACAGAAUUCUCACAAUCCAGGAAAAGCGCAGUAAUGUUGUCAUGGUAACACAGUUUCUCCCUGGGUGAAUCAAACCUUAACUGCAAUCCAAUAAUGUUUUUUUUAACACAGUCAUUCAAAAUAUUCAGUGAAAAUGACAAAAAAGGAGCCAAGGAGGAUAAACUGAGAUUGGCAUACGGAUGAGGAUUGUUCAGUUUGUGAACAUGGUCAGAAACAACAUGCACACAGUUUAUCUGCCUCCAAACCGUUUCACUGCAAGCUGCAAAGUUUGAAACAUCCAAAAUGUAUCACAGAUCAUCCAACUCUCUGCAAGGACAAGACGGUUAGAAACAUGAAAUGAGGAUUAAACUUUAUUUAUUAAUGGACUUGACUUCAGGGCAGCAUGUAAAUGAUAAAAAUAAGAUUUAAUCACUAUUCAUUAACUUAUUUGGUAAUGCACAUAGUUGGACAUCCUUUUAUACAUCCACCCUGGGGUGUGUGCUAGUGUGGAUAUGAGAGUGAGAGAUAAAGUUAUCUUGUCUGGAGGUUAAACAGCUGAAUGCUCUCAGCAGGACAUCAUGAAUAAUGAAAGAAGAGGCAGCUGGAGCCUGAUGUCACUCCUGUCCUAUGCACACAUUUCAUGCCCGAGUCUAGACAGAUACACACACACAUACAACCAUGUGUAGUCCUCAUUCAGGACGAUAAAGAAUAUCUUGAACAUGUAUGUAACAGAUCUGCUCAUAAAAUGUGUUUUGGAAAGUAUGUUGAAACAGGACAGGUGACUGAAGUAACAACCAUGACUUAUGCUAACAAAGAAAGCUUUGUUUAGACUGGAAACAGCUAGCCUCCAAAAACAAAAACCACCCACCAGCAAAGUAGUUGCAACUAAGUGGCAACUGGUCCUGAUCAAGCGUCUUAAUUCAUGAGUUUUAGAGGUGCUGCUAGGUGGAUUGUGUUACCUUUGAACAAAGCUAGGCUAACUGUUUCCACCUACACCCAGUCUUUAUGCUAUGCUAAGCUAACCAGCUGCUGGCUGUAUUUUUAUGUAUGUAUUAGACAGACAUGGGAGUGGUCUCAAUAUUUUCAUCUAUUUCUCGACAUGAAAACAAAUAAGGACCUUUAAUCACUGUUGCUGCAGUAUAGCAUCCAGCCACUGGUGGCAGCACUGAGCAAUCCGCACCAUCUUUGGUGAGAUCUAUAAAUAAAUCGUACUAAAUCAUGAUUUCUUUUUAUUUCCCAGUCGCCACAGCUUUAAAGUCAUGAGGAGUAUGUCCGGCAGUGAGUUUAUGUUCUUAACUUUCUUCCUGGAGGACAUUUUAGGAGGGGAUCUGUGGUUUGGUCGUAAAAGGGACUGGCUCAGGGCUGCACAAUGUGUAGUUCCAAUUUCAUGCCGAAAAAAAAAAUCACAAUUCCCAUCAGAAAUCUGAAUAUGAACUGACUCUAAAUGUGUCAUUAGACAUGUAGAGUCAGUUUGUAUUCAGUACACAAAGAGCACACAAGUAUAUUUGUCAAAUUUACACAGAUUACUCGUGGUUCCUUCUAGCUUGUGUUUGUAAAAAGGAGUUUGUACAGAGUGAUGUGCCAUUUAGCUGAAGAAUGACUGCUCCAGUGGAGUAAUUUGUGCUUUUCGGUUCUCUUUUGGACUUUUGUGCUGCAAUAAAUACCUAGAUGAAGAUGUGGUAGUUUCAAAAGGUAGCCGAGCUCUUUCUGUAGCAUAGUUUUGUCCCUGCUGCCACCCCGUUGAUACACUCCCUCAACAAGCAGCAACAACGGGCCUCGUACAACAACCUCUCAGUGAUGAUACACAAAAUUCAUUUCUGAUUCAUUCAGUUUAAAUCUGAGGGUGGAGAAGCUGCUGAAUCACUGGUACACAGCACACACAUGUGUUUGUUUAAGUCCCAUAUGAGGCCCGUUGUUUCAUGAUGCAAACUGAGGACCUUGACCUGUUCAGGCUGUUGACAUUUGGCUGUUGGUGUCUUGUUUUUUUUAAGGGAAGUAAACCUUUAUUUUGUGGCUUGCAUGGCUAAAUAAUGUUUAAAAAAUAAAUAAAAAAAUUUGCCAGUAUAGUUGUAGUAAAAUCCAAAAUGUUUUAUGGCACAAAUAUGCUUCCACCUUCUGCUCCUCAGAGGAUGAAUGUGCUCUCUCAGAGGACGCUUUUUUGUCAUUUCUUACACAAGUAGGACUUUUGACCUCAUUGGGGUGCUAAAUAUGCUAAUAAAGUUUUAUUAAUGAAUAUUUUUUCUCAUUAUUACGACUCAGGAUAUCUCAGUGUGUCGUCAUUAUGACUUAGUAUCUCAAACCUAUGAGAGCUCAUCAUCACUCUUAUAAAUAUGACUUUGUAUCUUAUGAGAAACUUAGAAAGUUGAAUUACUCAAUUACUUAGUCACUUUUAAUUGAUACCAAGUCAUUAUGAAUCAUUAAACCAUAAUUAUAGAUAUUAUUUCAUAAUUAUGAGAUGAGUUUGACCUAGUGUCUCAUAAUUCUGACUUAAUAGCCAACAAAAUUAGGAAAAAAAGCGAUGAAUGGCACCAUGCUGGGUUGUAAAGGUAAACCUGUAUUAGCUCCUUUGUUUGGUUCUCAGCCUGUUUUUACUUUGAAUCAGUCUUUUAUGAGAUUUUCCCUCAGACUCCGUCCUGGUCCAUCCUGCUCUCGACAUCUAGUGAUGUUUCACUGUGAAUGUGUAGUGCAUAUACCUCUGUAAAGUCAAUGGAAGACCACUUUAGAGACCCUCCACACUCCAAUCUGGUUUGUGGUCUCCCACAGGAAACCAGUAGCAGGUUUUAGAAUGAGACCAGGACUGCGUGCAGCUGAAGUCUCUUUAGUCUCAGGCUGUUCAAUAUUGGGAAUACACAGCACAAUAUUAGAGAAGCAGGUAUUCUGUUUAAUCAUGUCAAACUAUGCAACAGGUACUGGAAUCAUCUUAACCCGAUGUCCUCUCUGCUGUUUUUAUCCUCUCCUUUUCUUUUGCUCUGAAGCUUUCAACGUAAAAUACCAUUAUACAUUGUGAAAUAUGUAAAUA
This is a messenger RNA of Larimichthys crocea (large yellow croaker), 5640 nucleotides long. RefSeq names its product VOPP1 WW domain binding protein b (gene vopp1b). The record is from RefSeq and is a predicted model, not a curated record. Lineage: Eukaryota; Metazoa; Chordata; Actinopteri; Sciaenidae. The coding region runs from base 290 to 811 and encodes 173 amino acids. Gene Ontology annotation, cellular component: cytoplasmic vesicle membrane. The transcript is spliced from 5 exons.